Molecule: messenger RNA, 3758 nt
Organism: Prionailurus viverrinus (fishing cat)
Lineage: Eukaryota; Metazoa; Chordata; Mammalia; Carnivora; Felidae
Gene: FTO
Product: FTO alpha-ketoglutarate dependent dioxygenase
Exons: 9
Coding region: 96-1610 (504 amino acids)
Biological process (GO): regulation of multicellular organism growth; RNA repair; DNA alkylation repair
Molecular function (GO): ferrous iron binding; mRNA N6-methyladenosine dioxygenase activity; broad specificity oxidative DNA demethylase activity
Source: RefSeq, a predicted model, not a curated record
GGAAGCAGGACGCCGAGAGAACUACAUGCAGGAGGCGGGGUCCAGAGCGAGGAAUCUAGGCGGCUAGCAGUGGCGAAGGCGGCUGUAGCGGCAGCAUGAAGCGGACCCCGACCGCCGAGGAACGAGAGCGCGAAGCUAAGAAACUGAGGCUUCUUGAGGAGCUUGAAGAUACCUGGCUUCCUUAUCUGACCCCCAAGGAUGAUGAAUUUUAUCAGCAGUGGCAGCUGAAAUAUCCUAAACUAAUUCUCCGCGAAGCCGGCAGCGUCCCCGAGGAGCUCCAUAAAGAAGUUCAAGAAGCCUUCCUCACACUGCACAAGCAUGGCUGCUUCUUUCGGGACCUGGUUAGGAUCCAGGGCAAAGAUUUGCUCACUCCGGUAUCUCGCAUCCUCAUCGGAAACCCAGGCUGCACCUACAAGUACCUGAACACCAGGCUCUUUACGGUACCCUGGCCAGUGAAGGGUGCUAGUACGAGAUACGAGGAGGCUGAAAUAGCGGCUGCUUGUCAGACCUUCCUCAGGCUCAAUGACUACCUGCAGAUAGAGACCAUCCAGGCUCUGGAAGAACUCGCCUGCAAAGAGAAGUCGAAUAUCGAUGCCGUGCCAGUGUGUAUAGGGCCAGACUUCCCCCGGGUCGGUAUGGGGUCCUUCGAUGGGCAGGAUGAGGUGGACAUUAAGAACAGAGCGGCGUAUAACGUCACUUUGUUGAAUUUCAUGGAUCCCCAGAAAAUGCCAUACCUGAAAGAGGAGCCUUACUUUGGCAUGGGGAAAAUGGCCGUGAGCUGGCAUCACGAUGAAAACCUCGUGGAGCGCUCAGCGGUGGCGGUGUAUAGUUAUAGCUGUGAAGGCCCUGAAGAGGAGAGUGAGGAUGAUCCCCAGCUUGAAGGCAGAGAUCCUGAUACUUGGCAUGUUGGUUUUAAGAUCUCGUGGGACAUAGAGACACCUGGUCUGGCAAUACCCCUUCACCAAGGAGACUGCUAUUUUAUGCUUGAUGAUCUCAAUGCCACCCACCAACACUGUGUUUUGGCUGGUUUACCACCUCGAUUUAGUUCCACCCACCGAGUGGCAGAGUGCUCCACUGGAACCUUGGAUUAUAUCUUACAGCGCUGCCAGGUGGCUCUGCAGAAUGUCCGUGACGGGGCAGACGGUGGUGAUGUUUCUUUGAAAUCCUUUGAGCCCGCGGUUCUGAAACAAGGAGAGGAAAUCCACAAUGAGGUUGAGUUCGAGUGGCUGAGACAGUUUUGGUUUCAAGGCAACCGAUACAGAAAAUGCAGUGAUUGGUGGUGUCAGCCCAUGGCCCAACUGGAAGAACUGUGGAAGAAGAUGGAAGGUGUGACAAAUGCUGUGCUUCGUGAAGUUAGAAGAGAGGGGGUCCCCGUGGAACAAAGGAAUGAAAUCUUGACUGCCAUUCUUGCCUCGCUCACCACCCGCCAGAAUCUGAGGAGGGAGUGGCAUGCCAGGUGCCAGUCCCGAAUUGCCCGAACUUUACCUGUGGAUCAGAAGCCAGAAUGUCGGCCAUAUUGGGAAAAGGAUGAUCCUUCGAUGCCUCUGCCGUUUGAUCUCACAGACGUCGUUUCAGAACUCAGAGGUCUGCUUCUGGAAGCCAAACCCUAGAAGGAGCGCAAGUCUUAGGUGGAGGAGGAAAAGAUAUUUUUGGCUUCCUUCCUCCAACCAUGUCAUGGGCUCGGACAAGGGUAGACUUGGCCUUUAGAUUGUAGAACCUGGGUCCCAGAUGGAAAGAGUAGGGAAUGGAGCCCAUGAAUAUUAAAACGUUUAAAAAAUGACGCAGUGUUAUAAUCUGAUUCGGUAUGAAACAAGAACCUGCCCCCAAAAUACUGUUCCCCUCUUGAAUUUUUAAGGUGAGGCCUUCAUCUCCCAAGGGCCAUGGUGACAGAGGUGAGCCCAGCCUAUGACAGAGCCCAUCCUCCUUUCCACCUUCCCAAACCUGUUCAGAGACUCUAGAGUAGAAGACUCUGAAGUCAUCCAGGAGAAGAUGGAAUCUAGAUCCGUUCUGCCCAGUUUCUCAUGGCGUCAUCUAGAGGCUGUGCUGUCCAGUAGGUAGCCGCCAUCUGGGUGUGGCUUCUUAAAUUCCGUUUCAGUUGUAAUCAAAACUUCAGUUCCUCGACUGCCCCAGCCACAUGUCAAGUGCUUCAUAGCCACAUGUGGCUGGUGACUAGCGUAUUGGGCAGCACAGAUGCAGGACCUUUUCAUCAUUGUAGAAGGUUCCGUUGGAUCACACUUCCGUAAAAAGUUUGAGAGCAGGAGAGUCUCUUCUCCACGGUCUGUAGUCCCCACCCCCAUGGGCAGAACGAGUCGUUAAAGAGUUGCCACUUGCCCUUCUGUGAGACAGACCUCCAUAAAAGCCCGAGUUACGAGUUCUCUAUCUGCCCCCAGGAAUGAAGAGGUGUCAGAAAUUAAAAUGCACUCGACAUCUGUCGUGAGGAAGUUUCCCUGAUCUAAUGAAAGAGACCCAGCCCUGUUUGCAUUGCUUCACGGAUGUAGCCUACACAUGCAUUUUUCUAGAAUCACCCCCAUUCAUAGGUGGUAGGUCGAGGCCUGAGGAGCCCCGGGGCCCCGUCCUGAUGACAUCGGUGCCUCAGAAGGGCGAUGGAUAAGUAGAGGUUAAAACCUGGGCUCUGGUUUUAGAGUGCCUGGGUCAAAACACACACCGGCUUUGUGACCUUCGGCACGUCACCGUGCCUCAGUUUCCUCACCUGUAUGAUGGAGACACGAAAGGCACCGACUCACGAGGGGAAGAUGAAGUGGAGUAACCUGGCUACAGGCGUAAAACGAAUUCUGACAGGUAGUUAGAUACCCAGUGCAUAUUAGUAUUAUUAUGUGUCAGUAAAGCUGACCUGAUGUAGACGUUGUCCGUCCUUCCCAUGCCCACGUACCAGUUUUGUCCCUUUUUGGCUUGGCUCCUGCCCUUCGGUGACCCCGGAAAUCGCGAGAGUAGUUAGCCCCUCUCCCCAGCCCAUUGCCUUCUCUUGUAGUGGUUUACAGCGGUAGGUUGGAAGCUGAGCAGCUGUUCGGCCCAUUGAGAGGCGCACGGAGAACCAAACUCCGUCCCGCCAUUAGACCCUCCCUGGUUCAAGGUAGCGUCCACUUCUGCGGAGAUAACCCCCGCGAGGCCGCGUGACCCAAAGAAGCCAGGGCUUCAUCGUCUGGAGACUCCGUUCUCUGAGUCCUCAGUCUCCUCAUCAGCAGACGAGAGACAGGGUGCCGCCUCCCCGGGCGCUUGUCGAGAUUAAAUGAGAUCGCGGAGGUAUGGAGCGUGUGGUGCAUAGAAAUCGCAGCCCGGGGAACCCAGGCCGCGUAGCCUCCUGUUUUAUUUAGUCCCAGCGCCUGUUCUGUGUUAAAGUUCCUUAGGUGCCAGUAUUUAAAAAUUGGGAGAUUCCGUAUAAAGUAAAAGCGUGCGUAUUCUCUUCAGAAAUUCCGAACAUCUGGCAGUCCUAGGCCUCCAUCCUGGCCUGGCAAUGAGCUAAGUAGUGUCUUCUCGCUCUUAGGCGGGAUGUGAGCCCUCCAUGGCCCCUGUUGCUCCCUAUUACCAUUGAUCCUAAACCCGACCCCUGGUGUCAGCACUCUCCAAACCCGCUUGCUUGCACCCCUGCCUUAGACGUAGAUAAUCAUGCUUAGUGCUUAACCCCAAUAUGUGUGAUGACUGUUGAGCUAUAUUUGUGAACUACUUGUAGUCAUAUGUCUUGUACCUCAUAAAACAUUCAUAAACAAUAAAACUAUUAAAAGGAUAAUAUAAGAACCCGA